GGCCGUACCCGGAUGUACGGCAUCCGAUCAGGAUCUCUUCCUUGUCGUACCGUCGUACGAUCCGGUAAUGGGAGUACGGCGUACUACAGCGGAACGACGGGAGGUUGCAUGGCUGCUUGUACGGGAGACGUUGGAGGCUGUACGGCGGCAGGUUGCGGUGUACGACAGGAGCCUGAAAGUGUACGUCAUUGCAGGGCCCAAGCUGCACACGCUGGAUGUGGUGGUGUUGGACCGCCCGCUAGUCCCGGGGGAGUGGCUGGAGGCGCCGCGGGGCAAGAACCUGGUGGCGCAGCUGCAGCUGGUGCUACGGCUGUACGAAUCACCCGCACAGGUGAUUCACGGGUUCGAUGUAGACGUGUGUGCCGUACUGUACGACGGAGCGGAGGUGUGGGCUACAGGGAGGGCGCUACGGGCGCUGCACUGCGGCUUCAUGCUGAUGGAGCCGGUGCGGCAGUCGCCCAGCUACGAGG
Messenger RNA from Astrephomene gubernaculifera, 470 nucleotides. The record is from the annotation of a GenBank genome assembly. NCBI's taxonomy places the organism in Eukaryota, Viridiplantae, Chlorophyta, Chlorophyceae, Chlamydomonadales, Astrephomenaceae.